This is a messenger RNA of Daldinia vernicosa, 1393 nucleotides long. RefSeq lists its product as uncharacterized. Gene Ontology annotation, molecular function: snoRNA binding. Bases 146 to 1393 code for a protein of 415 amino acids. Gene Ontology annotation, biological process: rRNA processing. NCBI's taxonomy places the organism in Eukaryota, Fungi, Ascomycota, Sordariomycetes, Xylariales, Hypoxylaceae. The transcript is spliced from 2 exons. The record is from RefSeq and is a predicted model, not a curated record.
GUUUAUCUUAUCAAUCAACAAACGGGCAUAGAGAAAAAAAGUGCGACCCGCGCAACAUUCAAGACGUAAACAACCCUAUCAACAUACAAAUUGACAGUAGUGAUUUGCUCUCUGUUGGUUGAUAUACUAUUGAUCGCUGUGGAAAAUGGCUCCCGUUACUCGAAGACAAGCGAAGGAUGCCGGAAAUGCACUCGAAAGCGAAAUAGUCACACCAAAAGAAUCAUCGCGCGCGAAGCGGAAAUCAACGGGAAACAAUAACAACCUCGAAAAUGAUGGUGCUGCUUCCCCGGCACAAAAAGUGGAAGAAAUGGAAGAUCCUAAACAACAGGGGCUAUCCAUGCGCACACGAGAAGGCGAAAGUACGGGUACCGACCGAAUAACACACCCGAAAGGAGAAAUACCUACGAGCCCGAAACCCAAGUCGUCCCGGACAAGCGCAGUGCCAGAUUCCCAAGAUAAAGAAGAGAAAUCAUGGGGAUCAGAUUCCGCACUACUCUCGAGCGUCUCGAAGCAGUUAGAAGAGGAGGCAAGCCAAAGAAUAGCUUCUUCACAGUCGCAAUCGCAAGAGCCUGAUCAAACACCCGCCCCUAAGACUAAGGGGAAGCAUCUUGUCUUUGAUGAUGAUGACGAUGUAGAGAACUUUGUCGCGGCAGCGGCAGCGGCAGAAGUAGGCAAGAAGGUAGAAGCGGAUAACACCAAGAACGAAGAGGAGGAUAGUGACGACGAUGACGCGCCUGAAGCCGUAUCGACACAGGCCGCUGCCAAGGAGGUACAAAAAUCAACUCAGGCAGCUUUAGAUGCCGCCGAGAAACAAACCGCCAAUCUAAAACGAAAGCGCCAAGAAAGAGACAACCUCUUCAAACAACAAGCCGAGCGCCGCAAACGAUCUCGCGCAGAAGUCCAAGUCCACCGAUCCAAACGCCUACGCAAAGACCCCGCCUCCAACAACGACUCCGACUCCGAAGACGACGGAAUACUACCCGAUGUCGAAACGGCCGUGACAACAACCGGCCGGCGGCGCGCGCAGAAACUCGCCGUCCCUACGCACUUACCCGCCGAGUUCCUCGCAGACUCGAGCGAGGACGAGGACGGAGACGAAGCAGACGACGACGAUAACAACGGCCAGGUCCUGAAGAAGCGGAAGAAAACGUCCGGCCCGCAACCUACGAAGAUCACGUUCGACGACCAGCCCGAGAGGCCGCGGGACCGUGUCGUGGGGUCGACUAAGUACAGGGUCUUAACCGAGGACAGCGAUGCGCGGCUCGCGCCGCGGGCGCGGAGGGACGCUAGGGUGUCGAAGGAGAGCUUGUUGAAGAGGAGACGGGUUGGUGUGGUGGCGGGAACGGGGACGGCGAAGGGGAUGGGGAAGAAGGGGUUUUUUGUUAAGCGGUAG